Daphnia pulicaria is the source of this 810-nucleotide messenger RNA. Its product is annotated as gastric triacylglycerol lipase-like. Bases 1 to 810 code for a protein of 269 amino acids. The transcript is spliced from 9 exons. The record is from RefSeq and is a predicted model, not a curated record. NCBI's taxonomy places the organism in Eukaryota, Metazoa, Arthropoda, Branchiopoda, Diplostraca, Daphniidae.
AUGAACCAGAGUUUUGGGAAUUCAGGAAAUUCUGAUAUCCCGUCCAUGAUCGAUUAUAUACUGAAGGAGACGGGUCAGCCCAAGUUAUCCUAUAUUGGACAUUCAUUGGGAUGUGGGGUGUUUUUCAUCGCUAUGGUCAAGCAUCCAGAGCUUAAUGAAAAAAUAGAAAUUAUGGUAGCCCUUGCACCACUGUCGUCAUUCGCUCAUUUUACUACCGAAUUUUUGCGCGUUUUGACUCCAUUUACUAACCACAUUGAGGUUGCGCUCAACGCUGUUGGUGUUCAUGGAUGGCUUGACAGUGAAGGUUUCGGUGAUCGCUUUUUGGAAGUGAUAUGCGAACAGACUUACAUUCAAGCGCGGUAUUGUAAAAAUUGGUUCCGUGCGGUUGUAGGCCCCAGUGAAAAUUUAGACCCAACUCUGAUCCCACUGUUUGAUGCAAAUUUUUUACGCGGAACAUCUGUGAAAGUUAUUGCUCAAUUUGCGCAAAACUACAACGCGGGUAAUGUAUUUCAGGCUUACGACUUUGGACGAAAGGGUAAUCUGCUACGCUACGGAUCAAUUAAACCGUUUGAAUAUCACCUUGGAAAUAUUACAGCUCCGAUUUACGUCUUCUCUGGGGGAAGGGAUCGAUUAGUUACUCCAAUGGACGUGGAUUGGCUACUAUCCAAACUAACGAAUAUGAUAGGCUCUGAGCGUAUUAGUGAUUACAGCCAUUUGGACUUCAUAUGGGGAAAUGAUGUAAAAGAAAAAUUGUACGACAAAGUCAUCGCUCUUUUAUCCUCGCCCUCGCCGUUGUUUGCGUCCAUCUGA